Synchytrium microbalum is the source of this 1446-nucleotide messenger RNA. RefSeq lists its product as uncharacterized. Bases 1 to 1446 code for a protein of 481 amino acids. Gene Ontology annotation, molecular function: serine-type endopeptidase activity. Gene Ontology annotation, biological process: proteolysis. The record is from RefSeq and is a predicted model, not a curated record. The transcript is spliced from 6 exons. NCBI's taxonomy places the organism in Eukaryota, Fungi, Chytridiomycota, Chytridiomycetes, Synchytriales, Synchytriaceae.
AUGACUCGCAUAGGAACCGUAAUCGCUCUACUAGUCGCAGUAGCCACAGCAGCUCGACUCCCAUCCGACAAUCUGCUACGAACCCAACCUCAUCGUCAAGGGCAGUCCGAGGCAGCCCCUCUCUUGUCGGCUGCCAAUGCAAACAUAAUACCAAACUCAUAUAUCGUCGUGCUUAAGGAGGACGCUGAGCUGGACGACCACUUGUUAUGGUUUAACUCAUUCCUGACCGCUCAGUUAACUCGUGGCAUUGAAAUCAACUCGCUUAAGCAUGUCUACUCUAUCGACGAUGGAUCUUAUAAGGGUUACUCGGGUAUAUUCGAUGAGGAGCUCGUCGAGACUAUUCGAUCUUCUCCUGAGGUCAAGUUUGUAGAACGUGACCAAAUGGUAUAUGCUCUUGAUGUCGAACACAAUGCUCCAUGGGGCUUGGCUCGUAUCUCUCACAAGGCCCUAGCAUCUGAAGCCAUGGAUUAUCUCUAUGACCAUGCCGCUGGUGAAGGUGUCACUGCAUACAUUGUAGACACUGGUGUCAAUAUCAAACACGUUGAUUUUGGUGGUCGUGCCGUUUGGGGUGCUACCAUUCCUGAGGGUGAUCCUGAUGUCGAUGGAAAUGGUCACGGUACUCAUGUCGCUGGUACUGUCGCUGGUUCUAAAUAUGGAGUUGCGAAGAAGGCAAAGAUUGUUGCCGUCAAGGUAUUGCGAUCCAAUGGAUCUGGUUCAUUGUCUGACGUAAUCAAGGGUAUUGAAUGGGCCGUCUCUGCUCACAAGAAGGAAGUAGCUGCAAUGGAAGACUCUGAUGACUCAAAGGAUGAGCAAGUCAAACCCAAGAGCAAAUUCGGUAAAUUCCCUUACCCAGAAGAUCCCAAAGAUCCCAAAAAGCCCAAAGAACCCAAGGAGCCAAAGGAACCCAAAGAUCCCAAGGAUCCAAAGGAACCCAAAGAUCCCAAGAAGAAGGUCCGCUCUGUAGCCAACAUGUCAUUGGGUGGUGGUCGAUCUCGUGCCUUGGAUUUAGCUGUUGAUAAAGCUGUAGAAGGUGGUGUCUUGUUUGCUGUAGCUGCUGGUAACGAUGGGCAAGAUGCCUGCAACUACUCUCCAGCUGCAUCCAAGAAUGCUAUAACUGUCGGUGCUACUUCUUCCAAUGACUUUAUGGCCUACUUCUCCAACCACGGAUCCUGUGUUGAUGUCUUUGCUCCUGGUAAAGAUAUUGAAUCUGCAUGGAUUGGAUCCAACACUGCUACAAACACUAUUUCUGGUACCAGUAUGGCCUCACCGCAUGUUGCAGGAGUGGCAGCCUUGCUAUUGGGUGAAGCUAAAUACGCUGAAAUGGGUCCACGUGCAUUGAAGGAUGCUAUUAUAGAAAUCACUACUCGUGGUGUUGUCCAAGGACUACCCACUUGGACUGAAAACGAAAACCGAUUGCUGUAUAACGAUCCACCAACUGCUCUCUAA